Molecule: messenger RNA, 1797 nt
Organism: Zasmidium cellare ATCC 36951
Lineage: Eukaryota; Fungi; Ascomycota; Dothideomycetes; Mycosphaerellales; Mycosphaerellaceae
Exons: 3
Coding region: 1-1797 (598 amino acids)
Biological process (GO): lactate catabolic process
Cellular component (GO): mitochondrion
Molecular function (GO): FAD binding; D-lactate dehydrogenase (cytochrome) activity; D-lactate dehydrogenase (NAD+) activity
Source: RefSeq, a predicted model, not a curated record
AUGUUUGCAACCUCCAAGUCGUCGAUUGGCCGUCAGGCCCAGAUUGCAUUUACGAGAGGCUUUCACGAAUCUUCCAGGUCGAGAGUGACAACCAAGGCACCAUGGAACGAAACCAGAAGCCCAAACAAGACAAUCAUUCGAUCGCACUUGUGUAGGCACUUCUCGCAAGCUGCCCGCAAAGUACCGGAUGAAGAGAAGGCAAGGGUGACUUGGUUACCGUUCGCGUGCGCUCUCCCUUCGCCUGAUGAGGGUGCCGCAUCAACCACCUCAACAAGACCACUCUUCGCGAUGCCAUCCCUGCAAUACAACACGUCGGAAGCAAAUCUGAAAGCAGCCCACAAAGACUUUGUCUCCACGCUCGGAGAAGAAAACGUCAGCCUAGUACACGGAGAACGAGUCACCCACUCCAGCACAGAAUGGUCUCCAGCCCCACGAGAAGACGACAUUCCAUCGAUUAUCGUCUACCCGCGCAACACGCAAGACGUGAGUAAGAUUGCCAAAAUCUGCCAUCGUCGCAGAAUUCCCAUGAUUGGAUUCAGUGGAGGGACAAGUCUGGAGGGAACGUUGGCAGCGCAGCACCGCGAGGUCUGCAUUGAUUUCAAUCGGCAUAUGAAUCAAGUGUUGGAGGUGCGGAAGGAUGAUAUGGAUGUCACUGUACAGCCGUCGGUGGGAUAUCAACAGCUGAAUGAGCUACUAGCCAAGGACGAUAUGUUUUGUCCUCCAGAUCCAGGACCAGGCGCUCAGAUUGGCGGCAUGAUAUCUCAGGGAUGCUCGGGAACGAAUGCGUAUCGAUACGGCACAAUGAAAGACUGGGUCUUAGGUCUCGAAGUCGUUCUGGCGGAUGGAACGAUUAUCCAGACGAGACAUCGACCACGCAAGUCAAGCUCAGGAUAUGAUUUAACUCGCUUGUUCACGGGAUCAGAAGGCACUCUUGGUUUUGUGACUAAAGCACACCUGAAACUCACAAGACAACCUGAAAACGUUCGAGUCGCAGUGGCCCAAUUUCCUUCCAUCGACCAUGCUGUUCGACUGGCCGCGAGGAUUGUGCAAACCGGGCAUCAACUGGAAGCUAUGGAACUCUUGGACGCAACCACAAUGCGCGCGGUUAAUGGAGGCGGAUAUUGCUCGACAGAGUGGCCAGAGAAAGCGACUCUAUUCCUGAAAAUCGCAGGGUCGACGCCAGAAGCCGUAAAGGGUAUCGCGAAAGAAGUCGCAGACCUAGCCAGCAAGACCGGCUCUGCAAAUUUUCAGCUCGCGGCUGAUGAUGAAGAAGGAGAGGGCUUGUGGGAGGCUCGUAAAACUGCUCUGUGGUCCACACUGGCUCUGAAGAGAGAUCCAGACGACAAGUUUCUGAGCGCGGAUGCUUGCGUGCCGAUAUCGAGGCUUGGGGAUAUUAUUCGAGAGAGUCGAAAGAAAGUCGACGAGUCAAAUUUGUUGGGCUCGUUCCUUGGACAUGUUGGCGAUGGCAACUUCCAUGCCACGGUCCUCUAUAGUGCCAAAGAGAAGGCAAAAGCAAGAAAGCUGAUUUCCGAAAUCCAGCAAAUGAGCGUGGACAUGGAUGGUACAGUGUCCGGUGAGCACGGCAUUGGACUCGAGUAUCGUGACCAGGUUGUCUACGAGCUCGGCGAAGCAUCCGUAGAUGCAAUGCGGGCGGUCAAGCUCGCACUUGAUCCGUUGUGUUUGCUGAAUCCAGGAAAGAUGAUUCGGAUGGGAAAGGAGGCGGAUGCUGGAGAUCAUGAAGAUAGAGAACAUGCUUCGUCGCCAGGAGGUUUCCAUGGUGAUUCUCAUAGAUUGUAA